UCUGAGGCUGUUGAUCGCCGCUGGCGGACGUGGUCUGAUCGCUCGACCCUACUGGAUUCACAACCGAUUCAAAACCGAUCCCAAAACCGAUCCGACGUGCGUUUUAGAUCUUUUUUUUGCAGUUAUUAAAUGAUUUAAUUGACGCGUAACGGAUGUAAAACGAUCUACGGAUUCCCAACAUGACGGAUAAAGAAAAUGAAAUACAGCCUGCGGCUGAACCAGUGAUUUCUGAAGCUGCUGAGAUCGCGCCUGCGAAUCCUUCGGUCGUAGAGGAUUCCACUCCAAGUGUUGCACCUGUUGAGGACACCACCCCAAGUGUUGCCACCUUAGAGGACUCUACGCCGAUUGCUGCACUUUCUGAAAGUCAACCCGCCGUCGAGACUAAUGGCAAGGCAUUGGUGGAGGCCAAGAAGCUGCCCGAAAUUUCCGCGGAACCCGAAAAAAAUGGCAAGGAGCCCGAGCAGAAUGGCAAGGAACUGCAGGAGGCCAAUGACUUCAAGAACGUCUCCGAGGCUGAGGGUCAGCAGAAGAAACUGCCUUAUCCCAAGUCCGUGUUCUUUAUCAUCAGUAACGAGUUCUGCGAGCGUUUCAACUACUACGGCAUGAGAACUGUAUUGGUUCUAUAUCUGAGCCGAGUUCUGGGAUAUUCCGAUGACACAGCCACCGUCGUCUUCCACGUCUUUACCAUGUUCGUUUACUUCCUAUGUGUGUUUGGUGCUAUUAUUUCGGACUCUUGGCUUGGCAAAUUUAAGACGAUCCUGUAUUUAUCGUUGGUUUAUAUAUGCGGAUCUGUUCUAUUGACCCUGGGAGCCAUUGGACCACUUAACCUACCUAUGGAGACGUUCACAAUGCUGGGCCUGGCGCUAAUUGCCCUCGGAUCGGGUGGAAUUAAGCCUUGUGUGUCGGCAUUCGGCGGCGAUCAGUUCAAGGUGCCGGAGCAGGUGAAACAGAUCACCUCGUUCUUCUCACUCUUCUACUUUUCGAUUAAUGCCGGAUCGCUGAUCUCCACUACUGUGACACCUAUCCUGCGCGAGGAUGUGUCCUGUUUCGACGACAUCAAUUGCUACCCCUUGGCCUUUGGAGUACCGGCCGUACUGAUGAUUAUCUCAGUAAUUAUCUUCGUGUUGGGUCGAUCCCUUUACAAGAUGAAGCCCCCGGCCGGUAAUAUGGUGGUGCUGGUGAGCAGUACAAUCUGGACGGCUAUAACUACCAAGUGCAAGCAGAAGAAGACCAAUCCUAGGGAACACUGGCUAGACUAUGCCGAUGUCAAGUACGACCGCCAGUUGAUCGACGACGUUAAAGUCCUGAUGCGAGUGCUUUUCCUUUACCUGCCACUUCCGGUCUUCUGGGCACUAUUCGAUCAGCAGGGCUCACGCUGGACCUUCCAGGCAACUCGAAUGGACGGCGACAUGGGCUCCUGGAACAUCAAGCCCGACCAGCUGCAAGUGCUCAAUCCCCUGCUCAUUCUCCUCUUCAUUCCCCUGUACGAUGUGGCCUUCUAUCCAGCACUGCGACUAGUAGGCAUCCGUCGACCACUGCAGAAACUUACGAUGGGCGGUAUCCUGGCCGGCAUUGCCUUUAUCAUUUCUGGCGUGGUAGAGCUUAAUCUGGAGAAAACAUAUCCCGACCUGCCCUACAGCCAGAACAUCCAGCUGCGCAUCUUCAACCCUGAGAACUGUGAUUAUACCUUCACCUCGAAUCUUCCGGGAUUGGAGAGCGUGAUAGUGCCCUCUUUCAAUGUCUAUACCAACAAGGACAUCUAUUUAUCUGGUUCCCAGAACUUGGAGUACACUCUUCGAAGUAGCAAUGCGGACUGUACCAUUGAAAUCUCGGAGACAAAGGUCUUGACUGAGAAAACAGCCUGGUCGCUGUUCCUAAAUCCCAGCAAUGGCACAAAAUACUUUUGGGAGGAAGACUUUGUGGACAAGCCGAGCGAAAGUUAUCCGCUGAUCCGGAAUGUUGCUAAUGUGCCGCAGGGCCAGACGAUCCGUUGGCACAGUGUUUCGAAGGGAGAGGAUGCCUAUGCGGAAUUGGCCAGUAACGCCCUGCUCACACGUGUAAAUUCGGCAGAAUAUGAAGUCCUGGUGGACGACAAAACCGUUGGGACAUUUAAUGUACAUACCGGUGGAGUGUACACUCUUCUAAUCAAUGAUCAGUUUGAGGGCAAUCUGGUGGAAGUGACGGAACCCAAUUCGAUGAACAUCCUCUGGUUGGUGCCGCAGUACGUGGUAAUGACUCUUGGCGAGGUGAUGUUCUCCGUAACGGGUCUAGAGUUUUCCUAUGCCCAGGCACCGCCCAGCAUGAAAAGUGUCCUGCAAGCCUGCUGGCUGCUAACAGUGGCCUUUGGCAACGUCAUUGUGGUUAUCAUUGCUGAGGCGGCGUUGUUCGAAUCGCAGGCGAGCGAGUUCUUCCUGUUCGCCGGCCUCAUGUUUGCCGACAUGCUGAUCUUCAUGGUAAUGGCAUACUACUACGUCCCCAAUGAUCCCAACAAGGAAGAGGAAGCCCAGCCCUUGACGGCGGGCGAUGCCAAGGCCGAGAUACCUCCCCUCGAGGGUGGAGUCGAGAACAAGGGCAAGGAAAUCAAUGAGUAGACCCUCGAUCCGAUUUGUCCUGCUCGCUCCUGCGUUGUGUAUUAUAUGUAUUUGUAUUUGUAGAUGUGUAUAUGUAAAUCCUUAGUGGCCUCUGUCCAUUCCCAAGCUAAGUGUAAGUGAAGCUCCGACCGGGCGUUGUUGCAUAUGAAAAGACAUCCAUCUAGUUAAUCUAAUAAAAGAAAACAAUUAAUAUAAA
Messenger RNA from Drosophila eugracilis, 2787 nucleotides. RefSeq names its product peptide transporter family 1. The record is from RefSeq and is a predicted model, not a curated record. Lineage: Eukaryota; Metazoa; Arthropoda; Insecta; Diptera; Drosophilidae. Gene Ontology annotation, biological process: oligopeptide transport; transmembrane transport. Gene Ontology annotation, cellular component: membrane. Gene Ontology annotation, molecular function: dipeptide transmembrane transporter activity. The transcript has 6 exons. Bases 180 to 2591 code for a protein of 803 amino acids.